Musa acuminata AAA Group (dessert banana) is the source of this 1969-nucleotide messenger RNA. Its product is annotated as GDP-L-galactose phosphorylase 2. Gene Ontology annotation, cellular component: cytoplasm. The transcript is spliced from 6 exons. Bases 323 to 1630 code for a protein of 435 amino acids. Lineage: Eukaryota; Viridiplantae; Streptophyta; Magnoliopsida; Zingiberales; Musaceae. Gene Ontology annotation, molecular function: GDP-D-glucose phosphorylase activity. The record is from RefSeq and is a predicted model, not a curated record. Gene Ontology annotation, biological process: glucose metabolic process.
GGGCGAGCGAGCGAGAGGGAAAGGGGGAGAGGAGAGAGUUGUGGAGGUCCUUCGAGUUGGGCAAUCACGGCUAGGUUUGGCGCACGCCGUUGCCCCCUCCAACCCCAGGUGGAGACCCUAAAGCUCGGCGCCGCCGCCGUGUUGGACAAGAACCGCACCCCCGCACCCCACGGUGGUCGAGGCGCCCUCCCCUCCGCCGGUGGUAGCCCCUCUGACCUCCUUUUCCUCGCCGGCGGCGGUUCUCGCUGCUUCCUCCUCCUCCACCACCUCUCCUUUUUUCUUGUUCUCGUUUGAGUAACCGCGAGAAACAAGGCGCCGAAAGAUGCUGUCCAUCAAGAGGGUUCCCACCGUGCUCUCCAACUACCAGGAGGAGAACGCUGGCGAGCCCCUCGGCUGCGGCCGUAGCUGCCUCGGCAAGUGCUGCUUGCCCGCCUCGAAGCUUCCGGUUUAUGCCUUCAAGAACGACCCAAGGCCGAAAGCUUCGUCCGUUGGGACGGACGAGCUGCCGCCUGACUUCUUCCUCAACACCCUGUUGCUCGGACAGUGGGAGGAUCGGAUGAACCGUGGGCUGUUCCGGUACGAUGUCACUGCGUGCGAGACCAAGGUGAUCCCCGGAGACCAUGGCUUCAUCGCGCAGCUGAACGAGGGUCGCCACCUCAAGAAACGUCCCACCGAGUUCCGUGUGGAUCGCGUCCUCCAGGCUUUUGAUCCUGCCAAGUUUAAUUUCACCAAGGUGGGGCAGGAGGAGGUGCUCUUCCGCUUUGAGGCCGCUGGAGGCGAUGAGGCUCACCUCUUUGAGAGCGAUGGCAACGAAGGAACCAAAUCUCCCAGCGUAGUUGCGAUCAACGUAAGCCCUAUUGAGUAUGGCCAUGUGCUGCUGAUUCCCCGUGUGCUCGACUCAUUGCCUCAGAGAAUUGACCAGGAGAGCUUCUCGCUCGCCCUUCGUAUGGCUUCUGAAGCAGGAAGCCCUUACUUCAGGCUCGGUUACAACAGUUUGGGUGCCUUUGCCACCAUCAAUCACCUGCACUUCCAGGCUUAUUACUUGUCUGUGCCCUUUCCGGUGGAGAAAGCUCCUACAGCAAAGAUACCCACAAAUCAGGGUCGAUCCAAGAGCGGAGUGACGGUCUCACGCUUGCUGAACUAUCCUGUGAGGGGUCUCGUCUAUGAGGGAGGAAAACAUUUGAAGGACCUGGCUGAUAUGGUUGCUAAUUCAUGCAUUUGGCUUCAAUCAAACAAUAUCCCUUUUAAUGUGCUUAUUUCUGACUCAGGCCGGAGGGUCUUCCUCUUCCCCCAGUGUUAUGCUGAGAAACAGGCACUUGGUGAGGUAGGCCAAGAGCUGUUGGAUACACAAGUGAACCCUGCUGUUUGGGAGAUCAGUGGCCACAUGGUGCUGAAACGGAAGAAGGACUACGAAGAGGCAUCAGAGGAUUAUGCUUGGAGGCUCUUGGCAGAGGUCUCCCUCUCCGAGGAAAGGUUCCAUGAAGUGAAAACCUACAUCUUUGAGGCCAUAGGUCUUGUGGAGCCUGAAGAAGAAAUGAUCCAUGAAGACGAGGAGAAAGGGACUCCAUCAAAUUCCUCAGAUCCAAUGCACGCUCCUCAGUUUCCAGAAGGUUGCCUGAUUCUUCAGUGAGGCGCAUGGCUUCCAUAACUAUCAGUAUUAGCCGUGAUUCGACUAUGCAUAAUUGUUUCCUAGUGAAAUAAGUGCCUCAUGCACACUGUUUAGGCCCUUCAAUGCUGCCUGAACUUGAAGUGGUCCUUCAUGGACUGAUAGAUAAUAUAUGUGCGUCACUGUAGGUAAGCAAGCGAAUCAUAUGUUCUAUGCAUGGUGUCAAGACUCCGUUAGCAGUUCCUAUAUUUUUAGAUGUUCAAACUCAAGUCUGAACAUGCCAAACUUUAGCAAUUAAAGCCUUGUGUUGCUCCUUAUACUUGUAUUUAGGCAGCUGAACAAUGGCAUGUUUUGCACUGAUUA